Molecule: messenger RNA, 1701 nt
Organism: Neomonachus schauinslandi (Hawaiian monk seal)
Lineage: Eukaryota; Metazoa; Chordata; Mammalia; Carnivora; Phocidae
Gene: SIRT3
Product: sirtuin 3
Exons: 8
Coding region: 11-1159 (382 amino acids)
Molecular function (GO): NAD+ binding
Source: RefSeq, a predicted model, not a curated record
GGACAAGGUCAUGAGCGGGCGGCAGAGGAGCUGGGACAUGGCUCGGUGGGCUCGGCCUGCUCUUUCCGCCUUCAGGCCCUGGGGCCCGGCAGGGUGGAGGAGUCUCUAUACUGAAGUCACAGAUGUCCUGGGGGAGGGUCAUCAAGGGCCUUCUCCUGGAAGAACGGACAUGGUGGCCACCAGUCUUUGGGGUGUGAAAAAGGCGCCCUGUGCAGUGGAGCUGGCAGUCCUGAACUCUGGCAUUACAGGUGGAAGAAGACCCAUAUCUUUUUCUGCUAGUGCCUCAAGCAUCUUUGGAAGAGGAGGCAACAGUAAGAAGGAGAAGCUUUUUCUGCAGGAUAUAGCGGAGCUGAUCCAAGCCAGAGCCUGCCAGAGGGUGGUGGUCAUGGUGGGGGCCGGCAUCAGCACGCCCAGCGGCAUUCCGGACUUCAGGUCUCCCAGGAGUGGCCUCUACAGCAACCUGCAGCAGUACGACCUCCCCUACCCUGAGGCCAUUUUUGAGCUCACUUUCUUCUCUCACAACCCCAAGCCCUUUUUCACUUUGGCCAAGGAGCUGUACCUCAGGAGCUACAGGCCCAACGUCAUACACUACUUCCUGCGACUGCUUCACGACAAGGGGCUGCUUCUGCGGCUCUACACACAGAACAUCGAUGGGCUCGAGAGAGUAUCUGGCAUCCCUGCCUCAAAGCUGGUUGAAGCUCAUGGAUCCUUUGCCUCUGCCACGUGCACUGUCUGCCGAAGGCCCUUUCCAGGGAAGGACAUUUGGGCUGAUGUGACUGUGGACAGGAUCCCCCGCUGCCCGGUCUGCACUGGCGUUGUGAAGCCCGACAUCGUCUUCUUUGGGGAGGCACUUCCCCAGAGAUUCCUGAUGCAUGUGGUUGAUUUCCCCAUGGCAGAUAUGCUGCUCAUCCUCGGGACCUCCCUGGAGGUAGAACCUUUUGCCAGCUUGUCUGAGGCCGUGCAGAGCUCAGUGCCCCGACUGCUCAUCAACCGGGACUUGGUGGGGCCCUUUGCUUGGCGUCCUCGCAGCAGGGAUGUGGUCCAGCUGGGGGAUGUGGUUCACGGCGUGGAGAGGCUGGUGGAGCUUCUGGGCUGGACAGAAGAGUUGCAGGACCUCAUCCAGCAGGAAACGGAAAAGCUUAACAGACGGGACAGAUAGAGUGAUGCCUGGUCCCCCCCCCCCUCCCCACCCUGGACCAGAAAUGGUUCCAAGGAGUCAGUCACUGCCCACCUCUGAGAAAAGUUUUGGCUGAAUCAGAACCCGUGGCCUGAGGAAGAGUAUGAGGCUGCCUGGGUCCUGAGCUCUGUGCUGACGGAUCAUGUCAUGCUUACGCUGCGGGCCAUCCCAGUCACGGGCACCAAGCUGCCCAGCGCCUUUCUGCUGUUUGACUCUUCAGUCUGCUGAAGCUCUUGAUGCCGAACAAAAGCUUUCUCCUGACAGUGACCCUCUGGAGCUCCAGCGGACCAACGGGAGGCCCAGACUGGAUCUGCUCUGUGUCUGGGUCUCCAUCUGAAGGGCAGGCUCAGCAUCUGUCCGUUAGAAAAACCAUCUCGGGUGGAGUGGCCACAGCCACUCCCAAGGCAUGGUCCUGGGCCCCACGUAAUAGGAUAGGGUCCUGUAGCAUGUUGGCCUCCUUAGUAGGGUUAUUUUUAAUUAGAGAAACUUUGUUCUUCAUUUCUGGCAUGAAAUAAACUCUUUGG